Messenger RNA from Diachasma alloeum, 6976 nucleotides. Its product is annotated as brefeldin A-inhibited guanine nucleotide-exchange protein 3. The transcript is spliced from 12 exons. Gene Ontology annotation, molecular function: guanyl-nucleotide exchange factor activity. The record is from RefSeq and is a predicted model, not a curated record. Lineage: Eukaryota; Metazoa; Arthropoda; Insecta; Hymenoptera; Braconidae. Bases 1 to 6501 code for a protein of 2166 amino acids. Gene Ontology annotation, biological process: regulation of ARF protein signal transduction.
AUGGAGGAUCUCCUGCAACAGAUCGUGCGGGACUCACAAAAUGCUAAACUAUCGAAUUUACGAAAAGCAGCGCAAGAUGCCUACGAGUUCAUGGAAAAACAGCAGGGACUGCUGCGUGAUCCCCCUCAUGAACUGCGGAGCAAGUGUCUUCAUGCUAUUCAACUCGCGCUGGAAACAAAAAGAAGUAAAUUUGUGUCCUACGGAAUUUCUGGAUUACACAAAAUACUGAGAGACGAUCGAUUUCAAUCGCCCUACGAACCGGAGGAUGACUCACUGUGGCUGCCAGCUCAGAUGUUGCACGCAAUGGGAUCCAUACUGUCCCAGUCCGACGAUACCCAAACGGAUAUGCUUAAGGUGCUGUUGCAAGUCGCCUGUUCGGCGUACUGGACGAUGAACGGUCGUUUGAUUAUUGCCAUUCUCACGACGUGCUGCGAAGCUUUUGAGAAUGGCAACCAAGCGGUUAGGACGGCUGCACAGGCGGCGACUAGUCAGACACUCAGGUCAUUUUGUUUAUUCUUGGACGAAGAAUGCCAAGAGAUGGACGAAUACGCAAAGCGCAAUAAAAAUUUGCGCGAAAGAGGUGUCUCCUGUUUCAAUGAAGCCUUACCAAUCCUCCAAUACAUCUGCAGCCGCUUGGACGAGGCGCAAAGAAAAAGAUAUUCAACCGGCAAAAAUGGGAACACGAUCGUCUUUCUCCUCGAAUGCCUGCACACCCUCAUCUCCUCAUUACCCCAGAAAAUUCACACAAAUGCCCACUUCACAACCUUCCUCUGGCAGAAAUUCUGUCCCGCAUUGAUCGCAUUUCUGGGUACCCCCCGUGUGGACAAAAGUUUUACAUCGCGAGAGGGUAAAGACACCGAAGUGGGCCGGGGCUCUGGUUACACAACAUCAGCUUUAAGCUUUGAUAAUCAUCAAGCGAAAACCGUGUACAGCAUCGGCACGGAACUGGUUCGCCUCGUGGGCUGUGUCGGUCCCCUCCGGCCAGUCCUGGAGUCGGUGUUCCACCGGAUGUUGCUGUACCCAACCCCCCAGCAGAGACUGGAGCCCCUGAAAGCCCUCCGAGAACUUCUUCGAAGUCCAAGCCGUAUAGUAGACUUUACAGGGCCCCUUCUGAUCGAAGAAGAAAAGACAAGUCAACCGCAGAGUGACAUGGCCCUGAUGAGACUUGCCAUGGACUCCAUCGAGGAGUCUACGAUGGCGGGACAGUCCACUCUGUACGCAAGCGUCUCCUGUGUCGUGGCGAUGCUGUCAGCUCUGCAGGAACUCUGCGAGGGCAAGGCGAUCAAUCACAGUUACACCUGUACGAUAAACUCCCUCUACGAGAACCUGGAAUCCUGUGAUUAUCGUGGACCUCUGACGUACCAGAGCAUGGCCAGAUUACCGAAGACCUAUCGAGAACAGCUGGAACUGAUGAAGAAGUCGAGCGGCUCGGAGUCCGAUUCAUCUGGUCACGGUCCAUCAGAGGACGGCGAUUCCACUGAUACAGAAGGUCCUCAGAAUGAAUCCGACGACAUCAACGAGGAGAACAGCAUCGACGAGCACGACUAUGCAAUUGAAAACGAAAAGGAACGACUGCGACUGGAGAAAUUGCCAAAGUGUCUUCACGUUGGCCGACAAGCAGCUGAAGAAUGCAAUGUUGACGUAGAAAGACACAAUGCCCGUCAGUUCGUGAAGAUCCUCCGAACAGAUCUCAUUCCCAAUGUUCUCAAUCUCCGGAGUAACAUUGAGGUCGACGAGGCACUCCAGAGUUUCGCAUCUGAAUACUGUCAAGGUGUCUUCGCUGCACAGCAGAAGAUACAGGAUCGAACGCAGAUGAGCGUUGACACGUGUGCCUUAAUCACGAUCAUGAAUGCUGAUGGUAUUUACUUAGCUACUUACGCAGCACUACUACUCAAUCUGAAAUUAAUCAGAAUGAAUUAUUACUGCUUGGAAGGUCGUCAAGUGCCGAUCAGCGAGGAACAGUUUGUCGAAGAGGUUCACGGAUCGGGAGUUCUGGUAUACUUAUCAGCGACAUGGCUGUCCGAGUUGUACCAGCAGAUCCUGGCCUGCAAUCUCUUGGAGAAAUGCGGUUACAAUCCUUCAUCAACCGAGAAUUGCGCCUUGGUGAACAUCUUGGUCGACGUUGAUGGAAUAAGCGAAAGCCAGCGAGGAGGACAGUUGCUGUCGGAUUACCGACGUCUUGAGAAGGCCCAACUCUCCCGAAGUGAGCCAACCCCUGAGGCUGAGGCAGGUGCCAAAUUAUCCCGUAGGGUAUUGUCCUGUUGUUGGGCGAGUAUGAUGACAGUUCUAACAGCUGGACUGAAUCCCGUCAAGGAGGAAUCCAACAAAGGUCUCCUGAAUCGGGACAACACACGCCGAGGAAUCCGGGACACGGUGGUUCUCGCAUUGGAGGGGCUUCACAAGGCGGCGACGCUCAGUAAUAUUUUGGGACUGCAAAAUCGUUGUGGUUCUAUCUUCGCUUUAUUGGCGAAAGCUGCUUGCACAGAGCCCGCGAUAUCGAAAUUGAGGCGCACCAAGGACGUUUUGAGACUCAAAUUACAAAACAGGGCGACGAAUAUUCAUACAUCACAUGCGCUGAGCAUGGAGGUGUUACUUGGAAGGGGAUUGGAGCUUGGAAGUCAUGGAUCUGACUGUUGGCCGCACGUAUUCACCUGUUGUUUAUACGUCAGCAAACUGGAGCAUGAUUUCUUUGGUAGGAAUCAGACUCUCUCGCUUCCAAAAGUCAUCAAGAAGGAGAAGAAAGACGCGAAUACAUCGGAUUCAAAAUUAAACGACAAGAAUAAACUCAACUUCAAUAUCGUUGAUGAGGAAGAAACGUGUGUUGAUGUUUACAGCUUCCUGUCGACACCUUACAGCCAGAAUACGAUUACCGAUACUAUUCCGGAGAUCAUUCAAGAGUCCAACGCUGAUAAUCAGUUCAAUGGGAUCCUUCCUGCUGAUUACGCUGCGAAGAUCAUCUGUGUUUUAUCGCAGCAAGUCGAUAGACUGUUUGAAGAUGCUGCUUUGAAGUUGAAUUUGAAGGCCCUGUGUUCCUUCUUAUCAGCUUUAUGCUGCGCAAGUAAAGAUCAGCUCUUCAAAUCAACGGAGAGCUGCAGGGACAGCAAUAGGUUCUGGUGGAAGAAGAGCAAGCCUCGAGAGGAAGAGUUGAAUGUUCUUCUUCUUUCAAGAUUGGGAGAGGUCAUGCUGAAGUGUGUGAAGAGCGGACGACCUCUGAUUCACGUCAUGAGGAUUUGGAGUAUCUUAGGUCCUCAUUUCAUGGAAGCAGCUUGCCACAAAGAUCGAGAGAUCUCUAAGAAAGCAGUUCAAUGUAUUCACGAUUCAAUGGCAGCGUUGUUGAAUGAGCAGAUUGAACUGCCGCACUUUCAUUUCAAUGAAGCCCUCUUCAAACCCUUUGAGAAUCUCCUAUGCCUGGAGCUUUGUGACAGCGAUGUCCAGGACCAAAUCGUCAGCUGCAUCUGCGAAUUCGUUGAGACAAAUAGGACUGAAAUCAGGUCUGGAUGGAGGCCUUUGUUUGGAGCGUUACGUGUAGCUUCUGUUGGUAAUUCUGACUCUGUCGAGUCAGCACCACUUCUCGAGGUCUUUCGAGUCUUUUUAUCGACUGACAAUACCCUGGUGUUUGCUAAUGCCGCCUUAGACUGUAUUUUGUGUCUCCUGAGACAUGUGCGAGGCUCGGGAGAGACCGAGACACCGCAGGAUAUCGAUCAAAUCAAUAACGCAGAAAUUAGAAAGAUGAGAUUGUGCUUGGAGAGCUUGAAGUAUUUACUCAACUGCAGUGAUAUCUUGUCGUCAAUGUACCGAAUGCCUGCGUGCCCUAUCUUCCAUUCAGCCACAAGGAUUCAACUGUCUACGAUCCCUCAAUACGUCGAUCCAAUCAUUCCUAAUCUGGAAUUGACAAAGUUCGAGAGAUCCUCGGAAUCAAUGCAAGAAAUUGUCCCUGAGAUUUCCUACGAGAUUCUUUCAAGGGUGGAUAAGGCACAGACGAUAACUCUUCAGAGCAUGGAGAAACCGAGCGGAAUUCUGAGGGUCUGGUAUCUUCUGAUCGAGGGACUGGCUAGCGCCACAAUGAUCUGCCCAAGAAGAUAUCAACCGCACACGUUGGAAACCCUCUUCCAUCUUCUUCGAGAUGUCUUGAAUGUCCCCGGACCGGCCUUCGGUCUCUACUGCGUUAACCAUCUACUUCUUCCCAUGGUUCAGAAUUGGCUGAGGAUGACCUCGAAGAUAUUCCGGGGAUGGGACAAUUUUGCCCCGAAUUUCAAGCAGUGCUGCGGACUGACAACGGAUUUGGUGGUUGACUACUUGACCCAUCUCCAAGGUCCUGAGGUGAAGCGAAAGGACGAAUUACUUCCGGCAACUACGCUUAUGCUUAAGCAACUUCUAUUAGUGAUGGCUGAAUGCGUUGUACAGCAGACUGAGAGUAUCGCGAGGUUGGGCUGCGCUUGUAUCAGGCAUGUUCUUGUCAGCAGCGGACCAAUUCUCACCCCAGAACAGUGGGAAGUCUGUGGUAUUGCCUGCUAUCGUGCCUGUUCAAAUUCCCUCCAGGAAUUGCAUCAACUUACGAUGGCAUUCUCACCAAGAUCCGAGUCUUUUUACGGAGACAUUGCACAGGUCAAGGUUGCCGCAAGGCGUGAUGCCACACCCGAGGAGUCUGAGCGUCUUCGUCAACUCUCAGCGCAGGUAUUUCUUCUUGCUGAGCAACGACCUGAAAAUCCCCAACAGCAUUCGGAUGAAAGAUCCUACGUCUUCCUGUUGUACCCACCGUCGGUCGCCUCGACGUUGAACCCUGAUUUAUAUAUUGUACGGGUACAAUUGAGAGCAUUGGUUGUUGGUUUGUUGGUGCAUCAGAUGUUGUUGCAGUGCAUUGCUAGUGUCCUUCUGCCAGGCUCUGGAGGCUCAAUAUCAUGCUUUACGAACGUGAUACCAAACUCCACCUCACCAACAUCAAAAAUUCCCCCAACAAGCUGUAUAUCUCAUCUGACCUCUCCUCACAUCGAUACAUUCUUAGCUGCCCUGGACCUCGCCUAUGCGGCGUCCCUGAAAUUCGACGCCCGUCCAGGGCUCAAAUUUCUCCUUCAAAAAGUCGCAAAUUUAGAUCAGCCCGCAAACCUCUAUCGACAAGCAGGAGCAGCCUGGACUAUUAAAAUUCUAACGCUCUUUGAGCUUUGUCUGGCCGAGAUAACGAAAACCGGAGCCGAUCUUGAGAUAGUCAAAGCUAUCGUUUCCAAUCACAAUCUCGAAAAAUCGCAGGAUAAAGUUAGAUAUCGUCAGCUAGUCAAAUAUGUUAAGCAGCUUCGAACGACUUUUGAGACUCUGUGCGAGAAUUAUGUUGAUGUUGCGUUGAACCGCGAUGGGAAAUAUUCUUUGGCUGAUAGUUUUGCAGAGAGGAAGAUUUUCCUACUGGUCGCCCAGCCCGACGAUUUUCCAGAGAUCACGAGCAAGGAGUCCAUGGACGUUCGAACGUUUCAUCCUAUGAGUCCAGAGGCAACUGCUAAUGAUCAUGAGAGAACGGGUGAAUCCAAUCUCGUGGGCGAGGAUAAUGGAAAAAUUGAGGAGGAAUACCGAUCUCUCAAGCUUUUUGAUUUGGCUUCUGACUAUUAUUUGGAAUCUGGACCAGAGUCGGAAUCAGAAUCCGAUGAUUCACGACCAUCUUCACGACCAACAUCUCCGAGAAAACGAAUUAUUUAUCGAGCAAAAUCACCGGAUAAUUCAGAGGGAAAUAAUUGUUCUGAAAAGAAUUCGCCAGAAAUUCCAGUGAUUUCUAUUGAUAGAUUAGCAGAAACGCACACUAAUGACGUAAAAAUUCCCGACAUCAACGAUUUUGAUAGUAAAUAUAUUACUCAGGAACAAACAAAUUUCAACAUUACCUCGUUUGAUAAUUUCAACGUUGAAAGGAUAAAAAGUGAAAAUAGUUUACUAUCCAGAAGAAAUUCUCUGAAAUUUAUAAUGAAUUAUGAUUUAAAAGAUGACGAGUAUUUUUCAAAAUUCCAGAGAUCAAAAUCUCUGAUGGAGUUGCACAGAAUUUACGAUGAUAAUUACACUAAAGUGUCUUCGAUAUAUCGAAUUAACAAUGAGCCUUUUAAGAAUAAAUUAGUUGAUGAGCAGCAAGAAUCUACGGAUAAUGCAGGGAGUUCGAUGAUAAAUUCGAGAUAUGAGGACAAUGUUGAUGAUUUAUUGAAAGAGUACGAGAAGAGUAAAAGGGGAUUUAGGAUAAACCCCUUCUUGCAGGAUUAUGAAGGCAAUUUGGUGGAGAGAAUAUCAGAGAGUGCCAAGGGGAAAGCCAUUGGGAGGGAUAGUGAAGCGCAUCGGAGGGCAUGGGCCGAGACACUUUGCGCUGCUCUGGAGUGGGCUCUUGCACUUACGGAUGAAAACCUGAAACCACUUCUUCCAGUCCUAGUCGGUGGAGUUAGAACCCUUACAAAGUUCGCAGUUGAUCAAAAUCUCAAACAGAAACUCUCUACUCUAUUUCAUCGUAUCGUCGUACUCUAUGGCUUGACAAAUAACUAGAAUAUCUGAUAAUUUUAAUUUAAAGCUUAAUUAUUAAAUUAUCGAAACAUAAGGUUAUGCAGGCUGUAUAAAAUGGUUGACUGAAAAUUAAGAGAAACACAUAUUGAUGAAUUUUAAAAAAGUAUUCGAUAUCCAAGUGUAUUUUAAAGGAAUAUCUAUGUCUUGGGAAAAAAGGAGGUGAAUUUUUCGGAGGACGUGUACUCCAUUGUCUUCGACAAGCUGAUGCUGAUACGAUCAUAUAUGUAAUGCAUGAACAUUGUCAUGUUUAAAUGUAAAAUGUAUGAUACUGUAUGAUUAUGCCCAAUAUAUUAUUUUUCGAAGUGCUGUUGCUCAUAAAAAGAAAAUUGAAAAAAAAAAACAAAAAGAGAAAAAAAUUGGAAUAUUUGAGAAAAAGGGAGGUGUUUUCUGACUGCUGGCAAAUAAUGUAUUGACUGCUACAUCAAAAGAAUAAAUAUAUCGACAAUAUAAAUCCUAA